Messenger RNA from Diachasmimorpha longicaudata, 6232 nucleotides. RefSeq names its product forkhead box protein K1 (gene FoxK). The record is from RefSeq and is a predicted model, not a curated record. The transcript is spliced from 5 exons. Gene Ontology annotation, biological process: regulation of transcription by RNA polymerase II. NCBI's taxonomy places the organism in Eukaryota, Metazoa, Arthropoda, Insecta, Hymenoptera, Braconidae. The coding region runs from base 1050 to 2720 and encodes 556 amino acids. Gene Ontology annotation, molecular function: DNA-binding transcription factor activity, RNA polymerase II-specific; RNA polymerase II cis-regulatory region sequence-specific DNA binding; protein binding.
UAAAACACGAGGAACUGGCGUCAGCCUGAAUCGUCAAUUGACUCAAAAAAUAAUGGAAACAUUUGGCAACUGGUUUCAAAUAAUUCUAUUGAAAAUUCUCAAUUAAAACUCACCCUAAAAGACUAAAAACCAAUUCAAAUACGUCAUAAAUACCGCUUUACCCAGUGUCUCGUGUCACGUGGUGGCCACCCACGUUUCGGUUUAUUGUGGGUAAACAAAGGCCAAAAAUUACAUUUGUUCCGCUUACGAUUGUGUUUGUGUAUCUCUCGAAAAAAAUAACGUUUAUUAAACAACUCGACGUGUAUAAACCAGCCAUCCCGACAACUAAAAAACCCGAAAAUACACAUCAAACCGGGGGGUUGAACAGUUCGAACAAGAGUGGGAGUGAGAAAGUACAUAUAUUGCAGGAGUGAGUGUGUAUGUGACUGAGAGAGAGAGAGUAACAACGUUCUAAAGAGCAAAAGAGAUAUCAAACAGGACGGUUCAGAGGGGUGAGGGACGUGGUGGAAGGCAAUAGAGUUUUGAUGAUCUACAGAUUCCGUAUAAUACGUGAAAUAUAAAUCGUAAAUACAAGGUAACGAGUGCAUCAUAAUCAGUGAAUUCUAAAUAACCUCGUAGUUGUAUCAAUGAGUUAUAAUAACAAUUAGUGAAAAGGCUGAAUAAAUCGGGUGGGCCGGCCAUAUUACGUGAAAGAAAUAAAGUGUGGCCAAGAGAGUCGGUAUCUCGCUUUUUUUCCUCAUUUUUGUUGUUUUUUCGUCUCAUUUUCCCCACUAUUUGCGAUUGUGUGCGUGAACGCGUGCACAUUAAACAUUAUUCUACAGCGAGGGAGGGGUUAGGACAUAUGAACAAUUGAUUUGAUGUUAAAAAUAAACAAAACAAAUACAUAAGUGAGUGGAUGAGAGUGAGAGAGAGAUCGGGAGGUGAAUAGAAGAGAUAAAAAAAAUAGAUAAAAAGAGUUGAAUUCCCCCUGUGAAGAUUUUCCUGUUCAAUAGUUUUUUCCACAACAAUUUGGACUAAAUCAUUGGAGUUUUCAACAUAAAUUCGUCAAGAUGUCAUCAACAUAUUCACGUACACAGGAGAGUGACGCGUGGGCGCUACUUGCCCUUAAAUCAGCACCAGCAAGUCCAACUAAAAUGCCAUGGAAUCCCGAGUCAAAGGGUGCCCCAAUAGCUAGAUUAGAGGGACGUGAGUUUGAAUACAUGGUCAGACAGAGAAGAAUAACAAUUGGACGUAAUAGUAGUAAGGGUGAAGUUGAUGUUAAUAUGGGACACUCGAGUUUUAUAUCACGACGACAUUUGGAAGUAUUUUAUGAUCAUCCGUACUUCUACAUGACUUGUAAUGGUAAAAAUGGAGUUUUCGUUGAUGGGGUCUUUCAACGAAAAGGAGCACCGGCUUUUCAAUUACCCAAAACAUGUACAUUCAGAUUUCCAAGUACAAACAUUCGCCUCGUAUUUCAAUCUCUGGUUGAUGAACAAGAGCAGACAAACGUUCGUAUGGCAUCACCGCCAAAGCAACGUGCCCCAUUACCACCAUUGCGUAUAAACAUACCAGACACUGGCUACAGCAGUCCAUUUCCAUCACCAACAGGCACAAUAAGUGCUGCUAAUUCCUGUCCAGCAAGUCCAAGAGCUGGUCAGAGUAGACGUAAUAUAUCAGCUGAUUUGCAAAUGGUGGCUGCUUAUGCAGCAGCGGUUGCCAAUGAGCCAAGCUCUGGUGACAGACAUCAAGAGGCUGGACAGAGUACAAGUAAACAGAUGAGUCCAGAGCCAGGUCCUGAUUCACGUUAUCGUAAUAACGCUGCUCAGGGGGCUAAUGGUACAUCAUCACACUACAGUCCACCGAAAGACGAUUCAAAGCCACCAUACUCAUAUGCUCAAUUAAUCGUACAAGCUAUUGCAUCAGCCCAGGAUAAACAGCUAACGCUGUCUGGUAUUUACUCGUACAUCACUAAAAAUUAUCCGUAUUACCGUACUGCUGAUAAAGGAUGGCAAAAUUCAAUACGGCACAAUCUUUCGUUGAAUCGGUAUUUCAUCAAGGUACCCAGAAGCCAGGAGGAGCCUGGAAAGGGCUCAUUCUGGAGGAUAGAUCCACAGUCUGAGGCGAAACUCAUUGAACAGGCAUUCAGGAGGCGGAGGCAGAGGGGAGUGCCCUGCUUCAGGGCUCCUUUUGGACUCUCAUCCAGGAGUGCCCCAGCGUCACCCUCUCAUGUGGGCAUGAGUGGUAUAAUGACCCCUGAAUGUCUGAGCCGAGAAGGCUCCCCAGGGCCAGAGUCGUAUCCUGAUAGUUCUGUACCAUCACCUGCUGGACAAUUGUCGAGUCAGUCAGCCCCUGGCUCACCAGGACAUCCCUACGUUUCUCCAGCACCACCAACUCACAAAGGUCGCCUUGCUCAGCAGGUUGCUGUCGUUACAAAUGGCGUGAACAACGAUACUCCACGCGAAGAAAAAUAUUUGGUGCCUGGAAAUAUAAUAGAAGAGCAAUCCUUAUCACCGGCUGGCCAAUACAGUCCAGCUCCAGUUAUUGUACAAACAACAUAUAAUUACAGUGGUACAUUCAUUGGCCCUGACGCAGGCGUUGGGGCGACAAAGCGUGCCCACGAGGAGCCAGACAGUUCUCCAGGCUCCCCAGCACCACUUGCAAUUGUCGAGAGUCCCGAGCCUCCAGAGCAUCAACAGCAGCAGCAAAAGCGACAGCGCGUUCACGACGCGGAUGAUCAUUGAAUAACUUUCAGUAGGCUGCACAUUUUCUCAUUUAACAAAAACAUACAAAAGAAAAAGUAGAAUGUUGUUAUGAUUACAAUUUGGUAAUCGUCAGACGAAUCGUCCGCUCGAUCUGCAACGAUGCGAACGAUGAGGUACAAUUUCACGAUCAAUUUACAAUUUAAUAAUGGAUAGUUUUCAGAGCGAAAAUAUUUUUUUUUCGCUUUGACUUGAAUUGUUUACUUUAUUCUCCCUCUCCUCUUUUUUUAGAUGGUAAUUAAUGAGAAAAAGUCGUUAAAUGGCCGUGAUAAAGUAAACGUAGGGAUUUAGUAAUAAUAGGUCUUUUUUCAUGAUCAAUUGUAACCGAUAAUAAUUUUUUUCGCUGUCAAUCAUUUUUUUUAUUCAUUAUAAACUGCCAGGUAAUAUCUGUUCCAUGGAAAAUAUGAUUUUUCGUUUAUUUCGCGAGUGGAUGAUCCGUCUGACUUGAAACUCGAAUGAGUUUCUUGAAAAUAUCCCUCCCCCAGAUAAAUUCUUAAUAUCCCAGUUAUUCAGAUUAUAACAAGAAUGUUGUUACUUUUAAUUAAUCAAAGUCAUACGGUAAAAUUCAUUGUUUCAUAUUAAAAAGAUUUAUCAAUAAUCUAAAACCAUUCAUGAAUUGACUUUUUUUUUUAGUUUUCAUGGUUUUUGAGUUUCAUAAUUAAUCUUCUAAAGAUUGUAAAAACUAUUUUUGUUCGUAUAAAUUGUCAUGUUUUUCAUUAAACAUUCAUUAAUUUUCAAAUACGUCCAUUCGUGAAAAUGAAAGAAAAAAUGAUGAUGUAAAUGUAUAGAAAACAUAUGUACGUAUUUAUAUUGGGAAAGGUAAAUGUUUCAUACUCACAGUUGGCUUUUAUCCCGUGAAAAUCGUGACACAGAUGAGCGGAUUUUAAUUACACAGUUGGAGAGAAGAAUGUGAGAAAUCGGUCAACAUUAUUUCAUCAAGAUGAUUGACAGUUUUUGAUUGAACCCCGAGCUAUUCCGCAUUCACCGACAAGAUAAUCUCAAUGGCAUUUGAAUGUUUCUAGGUAAUAGAAAUUUAGCUGUUGAUUAUUGAUUGAUAACUAUCGAAACACUGUAGUUCAGUAUGAAAUUACGAAUUGCUUGUCACUGAAUAAUGUUAAUCAGCUGCAAACUUUUCCCAGUAUAAUUACGAUUAAUAGCUUGUCAAAUCUGCUUAUUUCCAACUACUCCAUAGAACUCGUAAAAUUUGUCACAUUCGAAAUGGAAAAGUAUCUGCAAGCUCUACUGUUAUUCGAGUAAUUGGUGGAAGAGAUGAACUUAGAAAUUUUUCAAUUUUUUUUGUAGCAAACAAUGAAGCGAAAAAACCUAGGAGGAGAAUAAAAAAAACUUUUUUGUAGAAAAUUUCAGGAACUAGAAAAAAAAUCCACUAUUUUUGUGCUCAAUCUAUUUGAUUUUCUGACAUUCUCCCUGAUAAUUUGGAUAAACAAAUAUUUGGACUUGUGAUGCGAAUAGUUUCAAGAUAACAUGUCAGUAGAGUACUUCUUAGUUCAUUAUAUUUUUUAUGAAAAAUGUUUUUUUUAAGCCUGCUUCUACAGAGAUGUCUGCAAAAAUGUCAUGUGAAUAUUUUCGCCGUCUCCUUUUGUCAUUUUAACGACAUGAUUGCAAGAUCAUUCAAUAGAGCAUUUAUUUUCUAUUGAAAGAAAAUGAUAAGUGAUGGCAAUGCUGUUAUGAGCGAGAUAUAAAUUAUGGAACAAAUCAUAUUUUUUUCCUUCGUCACGUUGUACAGCUCAGAACAGAAUGAAAUAAAUGGAAAAAAAUAAUAAUAAUAAAGGAACACAACAAUUCUAAUUUGUAGAUACGCAUAUGUAUGUGUAUAUAUUAUAUAUAUUUAUACCCGUAUAUACACGUAUAUGUGUGUGUGUGUCUAUUUGAAUGAAUAUAUGAUAUAUUCGAUUGAAUAAUAUUAAGGGUCUAUUAUCGAAAAGAACAAAAUGGGGCGCCCUGAGGUGCCUCUUUCCCUUAGGACUCAGUGAUAAUUAUUCCCAUUAUCUUGCUCCCUCACCCCUCUCCCGAGUAUCACUAGGAAAACGAAUAAAGUCGGUUGAUCUACAUCCUCAAUCCUGAAUGCUGAAAAAUACCUCAGGAUCGGAGUAAAUUCGAACAAAGCAGUAAAAAAGAAUAUGUAUUAUAAAAUUUCAAUUUUUCGCAGGCAAAUCGUUAAUUAUGUUUAUUAUAUGAUUUUGUAGAGGAAGAAAUAAGUGAAUAAAAAAUGGUAAACGAGGGGAGUAAAUUAAACAAAUUAUAUAUAAGCAAGUGACAUCUAUUUUUGUGACGAUUAGCGUGUAAAGAGCAUGAUUAUAGAAAUUUUAGAAAAAGAUGGGAAAAUAACAGACGAAAUGAUUUAGGGAUAUUCGAAUGAAAGCGCUGAAAGCGAAUUAAUAAUCAUAGUAGAGAGACGAAGUAUGUGCAGCGAACAGAAGGAAAAAAAAAUUAAUUGUAUAAAUGACUCAUUUGAAUUCACCCAACAUUUCUGAUAAAGGUAUUACUUAUGAAUGUGACAUCCCCUUUUUCUGAUUAUAAAUCAUUUGAAAAUGUGAAAGCUUUAUAUUUAUUUUUUAAAAAACCAACGACGUAGGUCGAUAGUGUUAUUGGAGGAUAUCCUCGGAAUAUUGUGAGUGGAAAAAAUCUGAACAUUAUAUUAUGGACAUAAUUUGCUGAAGUAAGGGGAGAAGAUUAAAAACAAUAGAAGUACGGAUAUGGGAGGUGCGAGGGGGCCUGGAGUGUCUUGUGGACUUCAAGACUGUGCACGUACAAUAAAUAAAUUGUUUAUUCCUCUGUGAAAAGCACAUAAAAUUGUUGUGCAAAAAAAUACAUACCAGGAAUCAUGGAAUAUAUUGGUAGUGAAGAGUAGAGGCUGGCACUGCUGCUGCUAGUAUUGUGAUUCUGUUCGCCUGCAAAUUGCGUAAACAGAUACGAAAAUACAAAUGUGAAUGCAUAGAAGGUAUAAUCAUCAUUUAUUUAGUGGAAAGGAAAUAAUCGUGAAAGAGAGAUUAAUAUUCCAUCCUUCGCGAAUUGUAUCACGGAAAUGAGACACGAAUUGAGUAAAAAGUUUUGAUGGUUUUGGUCAGUGGAUAUCAGAUGUGAAGGAAGAAAUCUGAUGAUUAGGGUGAUCUAGGCAUAAAAUGCUUUUUACAAUUUUAUUCGACGAAUUGGACCGCAUAAUUUGAGUCAUUGUAAGUGAUUCAUUUUUAAUAGAACACAAAUUGUAUUAUUUUUGCUUACGGCUCAUUCAUGAAUGACGAAAACAAUGCUUGACAGUUUAAAGAUAUUGGAUGAGGGAUGAUAUACGAACAGUAAUUGGUGGAAGAUUAUUGUUGAGACGAUUGAGACAAGUAGGAAUGAAUUAUCAAAUUUAGUUAUGACGAUAUGAGGAUGGGUUAGAGAUAAUGGAGUGAUGGAGAGUAAUAUGAUUGAGGAGAAGGAAGAUAUUAUGGGCUUUCGGAUAAAUUUUGAGGAAAUAUAUGAAUUCCAGAUUA